Apodemus sylvaticus (European woodmouse) is the source of this 1575-nucleotide messenger RNA. It is a transcript of the gene Gmpr, whose product is annotated as guanosine monophosphate reductase. The transcript has 9 exons. Gene Ontology annotation, cellular component: GMP reductase complex. NCBI's taxonomy places the organism in Eukaryota, Metazoa, Chordata, Mammalia, Rodentia, Muridae. The coding region runs from base 223 to 1260 and encodes 345 amino acids. Gene Ontology annotation, molecular function: GMP reductase activity. The record is from RefSeq and is a predicted model, not a curated record. Gene Ontology annotation, biological process: nucleotide metabolic process.
CCGGGCGGAGCGCGUUCCCCAGGCACCAGGCGUGGGGGGGAAUUGUGCUGGGGGCUCCCGGGCGUGCGGGCAUAAGAACACGGCGUGCGCACCGGGCUCACGGAGCAUCAGUGUGCGCACAGCCACCCCGGCGCCGCUGUACGCACGCGCCCCGCAGCUCUCCGCUGACGCCGGCCUUCGCACCGCCUCCGCCGCAGGAAGCUACCGCGUACCGCUAGCACCAUGCCCCGCAUAGACGCGGACCUUAAACUCGACUUCAAGGAUGUUCUGCUGCGACCUAAGCGGAGCAGCCUCAAGAGCCGAUCAGAGGUGGAUCUUGAGCGAACCUUUACGUUUCGAAACUCAAAGCAGACCUACUCAGGGAUUCCCAUCAUUGUGGCCAACAUGGACACUGUGGGGACAUUUGAGAUGGCUGUGGUGAUGUCACAGCACGCCAUGUUUACAGCCGUUCAUAAGCAUUACUCGCUGGAUGACUGGAAGCGGUUUGCAGAAAACCACCCCGAAUGCCUGCAGCAUAUAGCCGUGAGUUCUGGCAGUGGGCAGAAUGAUCUCGAGAAGAUGAGCCGCAUCUUGGAAGCCGUGCCGCAGGUGAAGUUCAUCUGUCUAGAUGUGGCCAAUGGGUAUUCGGAACAUUUUGUGGAAUUCGUGAAACUGGUCCGGUCCAAAUUUCCCGAACACACCAUCAUGGCAGGGAAUGUGGUGACGGGAGAGAUGGUGGAGGAGCUCAUCCUCUCCGGAGCAGAUAUCAUCAAAGUGGGAGUCGGACCAGGUUCUGUGUGCACCACCCGGACCAAGACAGGCGUGGGCUACCCACAGCUGAGUGCCGUGAUAGAGUGUGCGGACUCCGCCCAUGGCCUCAAGGGCCACAUCAUCUCUGACGGAGGCUGCACAUGUCCAGGAGAUGUCGCCAAAGCCUUUGGAGCUGGUGCAGACUUUGUCAUGCUGGGAGGCAUGUUUUCAGGCCACACGGAGUGUGCGGGGGAGGUGAUCGAGAGGAACGGGCAGAAGCUGAAACUCUUCUACGGCAUGAGCUCGGACACAGCCAUGAAGAAGCAUGCGGGAGGCGUCGCCGAGUACAGGGCCUCAGAGGGCAAGACCGUAGAAGUGCCUUACAAAGGGGAUGUGGAGAACACAAUUCUGGAUAUCCUCGGAGGACUGCGCUCUACCUGCACCUAUGUAGGGGCCGCCAAGCUCAAGGAACUCAGCAGGAGAGCCACGUUCAUCCGGGUGACCCAACAGCACAAUACGGUGUUCGGUUAACCUCCGGAUGCAGAUGUCUCCUUUCGCCACGCUUCGCCCCUCCCCUCCUUAUCUGCCCUUGCAGGCUGGCUGCUAUCAACAGAUGCUGAGACUGAGUCCUUGUCCUGAUCUUGUAGCCCGAGACCUUGGGGCUCACCCUAGUGCCUGUGUGGGGCCCAGCAGCAGGGCGCUGGAGGGGCCCUGGGUCAGCACCUAGAACUCAUUGCCUUCUGGUUUCAACCAGCCCUUGCACCCUCCUUUCUGUCUGCCGGUUGGUUUGUUUUCUUUCUAAAAGGACAAUGGUUUCACUUUUAAUAUAAUGCUAUAUGAUCUUGA